Molecule: messenger RNA, 1612 nt
Organism: Cottoperca gobio
Lineage: Eukaryota; Metazoa; Chordata; Actinopteri; Perciformes; Bovichtidae
Gene: gba3
Product: glucosidase, beta, acid 3
Exons: 5
Coding region: 175-1578 (467 amino acids)
Biological process (GO): carbohydrate metabolic process; glycosylceramide catabolic process
Cellular component (GO): cytosol
Molecular function (GO): beta-galactosidase activity; glycosylceramidase activity
Source: RefSeq, a predicted model, not a curated record
ACGCUCCCUGAACGUCACACAUCGGGGUGGUUCCUGGUCGGCUGCGUUGAUACGUAAUGUGUGUAAACCUGUUUAAAUGUAAGAUUUCUACGCGACAUACACAUUAGAUCAACACAAUGCAGUAAAAUACAUUAGAACUGCUUUGAUUUAGUAUCCUAACGCUAAAAAAAAACCAUGUUCCCACGAGAUUUUGCGUGGGGAGCGGGAACUGCUGCGUAUCAAAUUGAAGGUGGCUGGCAGGCAGACGGCAAGGGACCGAGUAUCUGGGACACAUUUUGUCACGAGAAAGGCAGAGUGUUUGGGGAGCAGAAUGGAGAUGAGGCCUGCAGCAGCUACGAGCUGUGGGAGAAGGACCUGGAGUGUAUCCAGCAGCUUGGACUGACACACUAUCGUCUGUCUCUCUCCUGGGCCCGCCUGCUGCCUGAUGGGACGACACGACACGUCAAUCAAAAAGGUGUGCAGUACUACAACAAGGUGAUCGAUGAUCUGCUGGCCUGCAGUGUAUCACCUAUGGUCACACUUUACCACUUCGACCUGCCUCAAGCUCUCCAGGAUCAGGGGGGCUGGAAAUCCGCAGCUACAGCGACCCUGUUUGACAGCUACGCCAAGUUUUGUUUCCAAACAUUUGGCGACCGCGUCAAACUCUGGAUCACUAUCAACGAGCCCUACGUGUGCGCCAAACUAGGCCACGAAGACGGCAUCCAUGCCCCGGGGUUAAAAGAACCGGGGACUGCCGCCUACCUGGUGGGCCAUAACAUGCUGCGAGCCCACGCCAUGGCCUGGCACAGCUACAACUCCCGCUACAGGACGCAGCAGGAGGGCGCCGUGUCUCUGGCCAUCAACAGUGACUGGCUCGAGCCGCUGCACGCGGGUCGCACCGAGGAUAUCGAUGCCACUGAACGCCUCCUGGCCUUCACACUCGGGUGGUUCGCCUGGCCCGUGUUUGUAACUGGAGAUUAUCCAGAAGUGAUGAGAUCUGCCAUCGACGCUCAAAGUGAGAAGUUGGGCUGCGGCUCCAGACUGCCCAGUUUCUCCAAGGACGAGCCUGCAGUUCUGGGCACAGCCGACUUCUUUGCAUUGAACUACUACACGUCUCGUAAAGUGAAGCCAGGAGCCGGUUGUGGAGAGAUGUUGUGUAUGAAGAGCGACCGAGAUGCAGGAGAAGUUUUGGAUCCGUCCUGGCCUGUUUGCGGUGUGUCCUGGCUCGCUGUCGUGCCCCAUGGGUUAAGGAAACUUCUCAAGUACAUCAAGGACACUUUCAACAACCCAGCAGUCUACGUCACAGAGAGCGGCUUCUCUCAGGUGGGGCCGCUGCAGCUCCACGAUGUCCAGCGCGCAGAGUUUCACAAGGACACCAUCUUGGAAGUGGCUAAAGCUUUACAAGACGAUAAGGUCAACGUGCGAGGAUACUUCACAUGGUCUCUGCUGGACAACUUCGAGUGGGCGGACGGGUUCAGCGUUCGUUUUGGAUUGUUCCAUGUCGACUUCACGGACGCAAAGCGAAGCCGAACCGUAUACCAGUCUGGGCGGGAGUAUGCGAAGAUUAUCUCGAAAUACAAAUGUGGUCAAUCCAGAUGAGGAGACGGAAUAAUACAAAUAAAAACUUCAUACG